Molecule: messenger RNA, 2652 nt
Organism: Uranotaenia lowii
Lineage: Eukaryota; Metazoa; Arthropoda; Insecta; Diptera; Culicidae
Gene: S6KL
Product: serine/threonine-protein kinase S6KL
Exons: 9
Coding region: 353-1795 (480 amino acids)
Biological process (GO): protein phosphorylation
Molecular function (GO): ATP binding; protein serine/threonine kinase activity
Source: RefSeq, a predicted model, not a curated record
AGGGACAGUGAAACACAUCGCUCACACAAAACCACCAAAACGAAGUUCAGUCAGACGAGUCAGACAGACAGACAGAAAGUUAUAAAAGAAUGACGAUUUGACAACAAUCGUUACCGUGAAAAUAUGAAGAACUGAUCUUAAUGUUCGUGAUAAAAUAGUUUGGAAAGCUGCAAAUUCUUUUUAAAAGUCAUAUCAGAGCAGUGAACAUCGCUAUGCGUAAAUAAUACAAGGGGGACUGCGCCCCGAGCAGCUGUGGGAUUCCAGUUUCCCAUACGAUCAAAGUUGAAGGUUAUAAGGGAGAAGAAAAAAAAAACGUAAUUUUAGCUGGCCCGCGCCCAGACGUUUCUAUUUUAUGGGAAAUCGUAGCAGUAAUUCUUCAACAUUCACUGCACCCGAAGUAGAUAACGGGAGCAUCGAAAGAAGAGUGAAAUUUGCGAAUUCAUCGUCAUCACUGUCACCGUCAUCUUCCACAUCGGUGGCUCAAAACAGACUUCCGGGAACCAGGAAAUCAGCUGGAACUGCCUCCGGACAGCUCCGUAGAUCGGUCAGUUUGGAUGAAAUAUUGGGACGAUUGAAUGAGAGCUUUCAGAAGCUGUCCAGUUCUCUAUCCUGUACGGCCCUGAACACCACAGCUAGCAACGGAAGGCGUAGAUCAGCUCCAGUUUACAAUCGCCCGUGGAGUCGAGUUUCGCGAAAAAGGUGGCAGGAAGGAACGUUGGCAGAUGCUCAUCAAUUGUCCAAGACCUGUUGGCCAGUAACGCAUGCUGAAGCACUAUUUUUACCGCAUUUUACGAUUGACAUCCAUGCCGAACGUCGGUAUCUGAGAGUGCGCCACCUUGCGAACGGAGCAUUCGGGAGAGUUUAUCAGGUCCGAUCGGUCGAUGGAGGCGAAAAGACUGAUGAUUUGGCGCUCAAAAUUUUAAGUAAAUCUCAGAUUAUUGACAACAACGCUGUUCGUCAGCUGAAGGACGAAUGCGAUAUUCAAACCAUUUGCGGUCAUCAUAAAUUUUUGGCUGAAUGUGUUCGCUACUGGCAAACUAAGAAACAAGUUUAUUUGCUUUCCAAAUUUUACCCGAAUGGAGAGUUAUUCCAGCGAUUUCAACAGUUUCCAUUAGAACUGGUCCAACUAUACGUAGCAGAAAUCGCUUUGGCCUUAGAUUUCCUGCACCAAGCCGGCAUAAUAUACCGGGAUUUAAAACCUGAAAACGUUCUCCUGGACCAGGACUACCACAUCCGUCUGAUUGACUUUGGCCUCAGCAAGUGGUUGAGCAUAGGUUCUCGAACGCGUACGCUCUGUGGAACCUUGCAGUACAUGGCACCGGAGAUCCUGACCGGAGAACCUUAUGGUCACGCCAUAGAUUGGUGGGCGCUUGGUGUGCUUGCUUGCCGUAUGUAUACAAGCGAGUAUCCGUAUCUCGAUUUGUCGAGUUAUUUGGGCAAGUCGGAGGACCUCGACCGACUGAUUGAACGACGCACUACGCAACCAGCUGAGGAUGAUUGUACUGCCGCCAGUGGACGCACGCUUCUCCCGGCCUCGGUUCACGAUACGCUGCCACCCGAGGCGCAAGAUCUGCUCAGGCGAUUGCUGGAAGUGAAACCCCAAUACCGGUUGCGUUCCGAGCUGCAGUUGCAGCGCAUUGGCCUCUAUAAAAAUUACAACUGGGAUGCGGUUAGAAACAAACAGGUUUCAGCAAAGCAAAUCAUUGAAUCGGCAAACAUUUUGGAUACGAACGAAUCUGGACCAAGAGCAAUUUCGGCGUUGGUUGAAAAAUCUUUUGAAAACUUAACCUGGUAACUGACCUCAUGGUUAUUGUAACGUACCAAACAGCAGCAGCAACAACGGAGAACAACAUUAGCUUGCAAUAAUGGUACACGAGCUUAAGUGAAUAAUUACUCUGAAAUCUUCUACCGGUUUCAUAUUUCUUAGCUUGUUGUGAGAUGGUCGAGCUCGGUGGGAGUCAAAAAGCUACCACGAAAACAAAUUAAUUUAGAACAGUCACAGGGCAACGGUUAUCGUAUUUCAGUUUUAUGCUAAUUUUUUUUUUUUUUUUUUUUUUUGCCAGGAAUUUACCACUAGGUGGCAUUCUUCCCUAAAAGUUUUAUGCUAAGAUAGGAUACAGAAUCGAAAUGCCCACAAUCCAUGCGGUGAAGAAGCUGAUGCAAAUCUUUAUCAUUAUGUUCACAGCUUGAGACUCCCGCCGCUCGGCAAUGUGCCAUUGAAAAACAUUAAGUGCCAUUAUCGGAGAAUAAUUGUCCGACCUUGGUUAAACAUCUAAAUAUCUGUGCGCAUGCACUCCUGCUUGACCGGACCGGGUGAAUGAAGAAAAGUGCAUCGAUGGGGGAAGAGGGUAGGCAGCAAGGAGUGUCGUCGUGACUCAGUACCCAGUCGAUUAACAAGUUGCCUCUUCCAUCAAACGAUAAAGCGCGUAUUAAUAGGUUGAUUAGCGAUAACAAUUAGAUGUAUGAUGGCGAGAAUUAACAUGCUGGUUUGAACGAAACCAAUCAAUAAGCACGAACAUGACGGUGAAGAGGUGUCGAAGAUGAUGGUGACAAAGUGAUGACGAUGACAUUGAUGACAAAGAUGAAAAGAUAAAAAUGAGCCGUCCUUAAGAAAAUCAAGUAUCCGUCCUUAGUGAAUAAAUGUAGAAAUAC